CAUAGGAGGAAAGAUAAGUGUUGAUAUGGGAAAUAAUAAAACGGCGGUCUCCAUCGCGGGCCGCUUAUAGGCACCAUCCAAAAUGAAGUGGUUAGUGCUUUUGGCUGGACUAGCUGUGGUUCUAGGCGCUGUGCCUAGAAAGCCGACCGCCCGCGAUUUUGAAUUAGAAGAAACUGAUAUUGGCUUCAAUGUCAUAGCCGUUACAGAUUCGAAACGCCUCCUUCUUGGGCAUAUCGGACGUAAAUCAAAUCUUCUUGAUGAAGAUGUUACCUUCGAAAUCACUGAAGGACGUGACCAAGCCAGCGGCGGAUACAGAGUAACUAUCUCUUGGGAAGGACCCAGCGACAAAAUCUUCGAAGAUUGUUAUAACUUUAGUACGAAACAAUGGUACGGAGGUCCGGAACAAAAAGAACAAUACUGGCCGAUUCAGAAGUCUAAGCUGCAGAAAUACUCUAUAAUAUCUAAAGAAGAUGAUAAUUCCGCUGUGUCUGAAAGAUAUUGGGUCAACUCAGCGGGCUGGUAUAUUUACAUUCAACCGGAAGCACCUCUUUUCGUAGAUCAUCACAAUAUUCUCGAUAACCACAUUUGCUUCGUAGCUGAAGUUACAACGCCUUAUUCAACGCAGCGUACGCGAAAUGUUCUCAAAUACGACCUUUGGUUCUUCGAUGACGCGAAAGAAGCCCACCAACACGCUGUCGACACUUACCUUGGCAAGCCCUCCGGGAUUCCUGACUACAGAAUGAUUCAGUACCCAGUAUGGUCUACAUGGGCAAGAUACUCCAGAGAAAUCGACCAGAACAGCCUUUGGGAAUUUGCAAAUGAAAUCAACGACAGUGGAUUUCCAAAUGCUCAGUUUGAAAUCGAUGACCUUUGGGAAAUUUGCUACGGUUCCCUUACCGUUGAUGAAAGGAAAUUGCCUGACUUUAAAAAACUAAUUCAAGAUAUCAAGGGCCUCGGAUUCAGAGUGACUAUUUGGGUUCACCCCUUCAUUAACAAGGACUGCGAUCCUUGGUACUCGGAAGCUUUAGAAAAAGGCUACUUAGUCCUCAACGAAGAAGGUAGCCCAGACACGACAUGGUGGAACAACAAUGGAUCAGUUCCCGGCUAUAUCGACUUCACCAACCCUGAAGCUGCUGAAUGGUACACCACGAGAAUACAAGAUUUGAUUGACACUUAUGAUAUUGACAGCUUGAAGUUCGAUGCUGGAGAAUCUAGCUGGUCGCCUCAGAUCCCAGUUCAAAAUGGAGACAUUGAUUUGCACCCUGGAAACAUUGUUCAAGCUUACGUGAGGACCGUCGCCAAGUUUGGUCCUAUGAUCGAGGUCAGAUCUGGAAUGAGGACUCAAGACCUUCCAGUCUUCAUCCGCAUGGUUGAUAAAGAUACUCUAUGGGACUUCAACAAUGGCCUCGCUACCCUGGUCACCACCCUCCUGCAGAUGAACCUUAACGGCUACACGUUGGUUCUGCCCGACAUGAUCGGUGGUAAUGGAUACAACGCGAAGCCUUCCAAGGAACUGUUCGUGAGGUGGCUUCAGGCUAAUGUAUUCAUGCCGACUCUUCAAUACUCGUUCGUUCCAUGGGAUCACGAUGACGAGGCGGUAGAAAUAUGCCGGCGCUACACACAGCUGCACGCGGAAUUCGCUGACGAGAUCGCGGCGGCCAUGCAGGAGUCGGUGCGUUCGGGCGCGCCCGUCAAUCCUCCCAUCUGGUGGGUCGACCCCACCGAUGAAGACGCCCUCGCCGUGUGGGAUGAGUUCCUCCUUGGAGAGCGUAUUCUUGCGGCUCCCGUUCUAGAAGAAGGUGCUGUGUCACGUGACAUCUACCUACCACGUGGACAGUGGCGGGACGGAGUAACAAAUGAAGUGAUCGAGGGCCCAAUUUGGCUCAGAGAUUACCCAGCACCGCUUGACACUCUGCCCUAUUUCACUCUUGAAGACUAAACUAUAUAGAAACCAAAAUCCACAGACUAUAUAACAACUACAACGGACUACGUUAGCCGAUGACACGAAAUUAAAAAAACAAAAACAAAUGGUCGUAUGACAAAAGUAAUGGAUCGAUUAGUGUAAA
Nymphalis io (European peacock) is the source of this 2066-nucleotide messenger RNA. RefSeq names its product myogenesis-regulating glycosidase-like. Bases 83 to 1939 code for a protein of 618 amino acids. The record is from RefSeq and is a predicted model, not a curated record. Gene Ontology annotation, molecular function: hydrolase activity, hydrolyzing O-glycosyl compounds. Gene Ontology annotation, biological process: carbohydrate metabolic process. NCBI's taxonomy places the organism in Eukaryota, Metazoa, Arthropoda, Insecta, Lepidoptera, Nymphalidae. The transcript has 9 exons.